CAAAGGGGUGAAUAAGAGAGGAAAGCAAGGUGACAAACACGUCUGUUGUUAACAGUUUCUUUCGUGGUAUUCAAUGCUCCAUCAUGCAUGUGUUCAGAAUCCAGCAUGUGCUGUGUGUGCUUGGUUUCGUGGUUGCAUCCUUGUGUGUGAACGAGUAUGAGGGGAACUAUACAGACAACUAUGACAAUGAGAUCUCUCAGGACCAGCAGGAGGGGGAGUCUCCAACCACACCAUGCCAGGCUGCUGAUUUCUCCCGCUGGGACAAGCUUUUCAUCGCUCUGGAGGACUCCCACAUGAAGCAGAACAUGCUGCUGGAGUCUCUGCAGCAGUGUUGUGGAGGAAUGGUCUCUCUCAGGACCCAGGUAGAGAAGCUGGUCAGGGGGCCAUGCCAGCAGUGUGUACCCAGCAUGGAGUCAGUGUGCAGGGCACAGGCAGAGCAGGCAAGUCUCAGGCUGCAGCGAGGUUUGGUGGAGCUCAGAGAGGAGGAAGCAAAGAGGGAGAGGAGGUUAAACGCUACCUUGCAGAUGCUCCUGCACAGUACUCAUGAGGAGAAUGUCCGGCUGAACCGGCUAGAGGAAAGUAGCAGCCACAGAGUGGUGCCAUCGGGACCAGCGGACGGCAGGAUGCGACACCAACCAACGCCAAGACCUGGCGGUGUAGGGGCAGCUUUUACUUUGGGGAUGAAGCCGUUCCCAUCAGUCCUGAAGGAGCAGGAAGUGACUUCACCGCUGGACAUGGCCACAAUGGAAAGGGCCCUGGUUGCCAUAGCAACAGAGCUGCAGAGGGUUCACCUGCAGCUGAGCAGAGUGAUAGAGCAGGCAGGAGCAUUGAGGACGGACAACAGAGGAAACACAUGAAUUGCCCAGAGGGACAGAAUAUUAAAAGAUUGGCUGACAUCACUCCAGUGAUAAUGAUUUUGCACAUAUACUUAUUUUUAAAGGGAUUUUCUUUUUCCUUUUUAA
Messenger RNA from Seriola dumerili (greater amberjack), 962 nucleotides. Its product is annotated as pentraxin-related protein PTX3-like. Lineage: Eukaryota; Metazoa; Chordata; Actinopteri; Carangiformes; Carangidae. Gene Ontology annotation, molecular function: complement component C1q complex binding. The transcript has 2 exons. Gene Ontology annotation, biological process: innate immune response. The record is from RefSeq and is a predicted model, not a curated record. The coding region runs from base 84 to 857 and encodes 257 amino acids.